Physella acuta is the source of this 3168-nucleotide messenger RNA. RefSeq lists its product as uncharacterized. NCBI's taxonomy places the organism in Eukaryota, Metazoa, Mollusca, Gastropoda, Physidae. Gene Ontology annotation, biological process: telomere maintenance; DNA repair. Gene Ontology annotation, molecular function: DNA helicase activity. The record is from RefSeq and is a predicted model, not a curated record.
AUGGAAGGCUGUGAGGGUGUAGAAGUUGGCUCUACCAGCUGUGAGGGUGUAGAAGUUGGCUCUACCAGCUGUGAGGGUGUAUUAGUUGGCUCUACCAGCUGUGAGUGUGGGGUGGAAGACACACCAGCUGUUGAAUCACUCCAGCUGCCGAAGGGAACCCUCAAAAUUAAAAAUCACUUCAACUGUGAGUCCCGCAACGUAGUUUACGUCAUCCAGUGCAGGCGUUGCAACAUUUUUUAUAUUGGACAAACGGGGAAAAGAUUGUCUGACAGGGUUAGCCAACACCUGCGAUCAAUCAACAAUGAAGACGGUCUUCCUGUGGCCAAACACUUCAACAAGAACAAAAUGAUACGACAGGUUAACCCCUUUGCUAAAUCGUAUAUGCAAAUGCACGACAUUAUAACUCACAGUAACUCUGUUUCUUCUGUACGAAUUGUAUUCAUGGAAAAUCCAACCCUGGACAUGAGAAGGCUUGCCAUGAGAUCUGCAUUCAGCAUCUUGCAUUCCAGCGGCAAACUGUUCCAGCAAUAUGUAGUCGACGCAUAUGUCAGAACAGAAGGCGCGCGUUUACAUUACCUACGCUCCCAUCAAGAAGAUUUGCGCGUAGAACAAUACAGGGGACUGAUUGAUGCUAUCGCUGCAAAAGCACAAGGCAAUAACAUUCACCCUGGACAGUUGAUCAUUCUUCCCUCUACAUUUCAAGGCAGUCCACGGUACAUGCAACAGAACUACCAAGACGCGAUGGCAAUUGUCCGCAAAUGUGGCAAGCCUGACUUAUUCCUAACAUUCACCUACAAUCCUGCUUGGCCGGAAAUCUCUAACGCCAUUUCCCAUCAUGAGCGACCAGAACACAGGCCUGAUGUCGUUGCCCGCGUCUUUCAUAUCAAACUGCGGGAGUUCCUAACUGACAUUUUGGAGAGGAAUAUUUUCGGCAAUGUAGUCGCAUACAUUUUCGUUAUUGAGUUCCAAAAACGAGGCUUGCCUCAUUGUCAUAUGUUACUGACACUUGAUUCACAGUGCAAAAUAAGGACCAAAGAUGACAUAGACAAAUAUGUCUGCGCUGAGAUUCCAAAUACCGAAAUACACCCUCGACUUUUCCAAAUUGUCACUAAACGUAUGGUACAUGGUCCGUGUAGUACGCUCAAUUCUAGCUCAUCUUGCAUGAAAGACGGCAAGUGCACAAAAAAUUUCCCAAAGGACUUCAACGCCGAGACUCAAGAAAACACACAAGGGUACCCCAUAUACCGCCGAAGGCAGGGCACAACUGCCAUUGUUGGCAAACACGACAUCGACAAUCGUUGGAUAGUACCUUACAACCCCUGGCUUUCUCAGAAAUUCAAUGCUCAUAUUAACGUUGAAGUGUGCGCGUCCGUUCAAUGUAUCAAGUACCUAUAUAAGUACGUCUACAAAGGACACGACGCUGCAUCCAUUGCACUUCAGAAGGAGCCGGCCGAUGUUCAUUUGCCAGAACAGCAAGUCGUCUUCUUUCAUGAGGGUCAGGAAGAACAAGCACUACAAAGACAGGCCAACAAAAACGCCAUGCUCUUAGCUUGGUUUGAACUCAAUGAAACGGAUCCUGAAGCUGUGGAGUUACAUUACACUGAUGUUCCCCAUCAUUACACAUUCCAACAAUCCUCUGGAAAAUGGCAAAAGAGAAUUAGAGGAGGUGCAAAGGUGAUCGGUAGAAUGCCUGUUGUUGCCAUUCACGACACCGAACGUUAUUACCUCAGGCUUCUCCUUACCCGUUCCUGUCAUUCAUCUUCCGCCUUUGAUGCUCAGGCUGAACACUCCCACGCUAUAGAACACUACGACAAACUCAACACAGAACAAAAGCACGCUGUUGACAUUGUUUUGGACGCUGCAUACACAGACUCCCGACCGCGACAAACCUGCUUCUUCUUAGAUGGUCCGGCAGGAACAGGGAAAACCUUUGUCUAUAAAACUCUAAUCCAUACCAUCAGAGCCAGGGGAGACUUUCCUGUAACCGUUGCAUCUACAGGAAUAGCUGCAACAUUAUUACCAGGUGGACGUACUGCCCAUUCGGUAUUUAAAAUCCCAUUGAAGCUCACUCCUACUUUCACAUGCAAUAUCAAACCUAUCUCACAACACGCGCAACAUAUUCUGCAAUGCAAAUUGAUUAUAUGGGACGAGGCGCCAAUGACACAUGCAUACGCAUUUCAGGCAGUUGACAGGUUGUUACGUGAUCUCACAGGUGAGACGCACCCAUUUGGAGGGGAAACAAUUCUAUUGGGUGGAGAUUUCCGACAAAUACUCCCCGUCAUUCUGCGUGGCUCCCGAGCACUCACUGUCGCCAGUUGCAUAAACAAGCAACUUUUGUGGCGUCACAUGCAUGUACUUACACUGACGACAAAUAUGAGAGCUCUUCCUGACGAACAGCAUUUUGCAAAAUGGCUUCUCGAUGUUGGAGACGGGACAAUUGGAACACCUGUAACAUUACCGUCACAUUCUUUCCCUCUUCAUUCUGAUCCAGUUCAAUUACUAUAUGGCGACAUCGACUUCUCAACUGUCACUUCGGAACAACUCAGUACGCGAGUCAUACUAAGUGUCACGAACGAAGACUCCCUGCACCUGAAUGAACAAGUAUUGAAACUUAUCCCAACCGACGAAGUAACUUUCACCAGCGUGGACUCCAUCGUCACAGACGAUCCCGCAGAUGAACUUUCUUUCCCCGUAGAAUUUCUUAACAGUCUUACCCCUACUGGCAUGCCUCCGCAUAAACUCAAAAUUAAAAUUGGUUCAGUUGUCAUGCUUCUUAGAAACCUCAUGCCAGCAAGAGGUCUCUGUAAUGGCACUAGACUGACUGUUACCAGCAUUCACCGCAACGUACUGGAGUGUAAGACUAUCGCAGCUGCUACCUCACAAACUGUCCUUAUUCCACGGAUAUCCUUGACUCCAUCAGAUUCAAAUUUGCCUUUCACCUUUACGCGCAGACAAUUUCCUGUCAGAUUAGCCUUUGCCAUGACAAUUAACAAAGCACAGGGCCAAACAUUCAAAAAGAUAUGUCUGUAUCUUCCAAAACCAGUUUUCACUCAUGGACAACUAUAUGUUGCUCUCUCCAGAGUUACUUCCUAUAAUUCUCUUACAGUAGUUUGCCCAAACCCACCCUUUUUGGACAACUGUGUCUAUCAGGAAGUCCUGGGUCACUAA